GCCCAAGCUUCCGGUUCCGGGAACACCCGCGCGCAGCAGUUUUGCUUCCGCGGUCACCGCGGGAGGCGCGCCAGUGACCCACGUUGUGGGCUAGAGUGGCGAGAGGAGGGUAGUGAGACGCGGUCAAGGUUGCGAGCAGCAUACGUUCUGGCAGUAGCGCCGAGGGAGGACACGGUCGCGGGGGCGAAGUGAGCCGCCCGGUGGCGCUCUAGUCGUGGUGGGACCCCUUUGAGGGAAGGAGCGGCGAGGAGGGCCUCCGCUUGGGUUCUGGCGCAUUGGAGCCCGGAACGACGCAGGCGGCAGUAGAGAUGGGGACGGCGAAGAGAUCUCCUGGCGGAGCCGGAGUGGUAAAGAGAUGAUCUAGAGAAAGCACAGCGGAGGGGGCAGUGUGGAGGGUCGUAGAGGUGAGGCGACGGCUGUACAGGGCACCGGACACGAAAGGCUCCUGUAGAUGAGCGUAGAUGUGAAGUAGCAAUGCAGAGGGCCUGAAGAGGGUUCGAAGAGAUAUUUAUGAGGGAGAAGUUGCAAGAAAGAAGUUACCUCGAGUGGGCUCUGUAGAGUGCUGUGCAGAGGAUCCCUAGAGUCUGAGCUAGUAAAGGCACCCGAACCAGGGACUGAAGGCAUUACAAACAGUGAUUUCCUCGAUUUCACUAGGAAUGUGGGUACUCCUUCGAGGCGGGUACCCCCUCCGUAUGCUGCUCCCCCUGCGUGCGGAGUGGAUGGGUCGGAGGGGCCUGCCCAGAAGCUUGGCCCCAGGCCCUCCUCGCAGGCGUUACAGGAAGGAGGCUCUCCCAGCCUUGGAGGUACCAGUGUUGCCCGUAACUGCAACUGAAAUCCGCCAAUAUUUGCGGGCACAUGGGAUCCCCUUCCAGGAUGGCCACAGCUGCCUGCGGGCACCGAGCCCCUUUGUGAAGGCCUUGGAGCUCAAGGACCAGAGUGGUGCUACUGCUUCCUUCAGCCUUUUCAUUGACAAGACCACAGGCCGCUUUCUCUGCAUGACCAGCCUAGCAGAGGGGAGCUGGGAAGACUUCCAGGCCAGCGUGGAGGGGCGAGGGGAUGGGGCGAGAGAAGGGAUCCUGCUCGGUGAGGCCCCAGAAGCCGAGGACAGUGAGGAGGUCCGGAGGAUCUGGGACCGAGCCGUACCUCUCUGGGAGCUGCCUGAGCCGGUGGAGGGCCAGCUGGCUCGUGUGAUGUUUGGCCUUACCAAAGUGACUGAUGACACGCUCAGGCGUUUCAAUGUGCGGUAUUUGUGGUCUGCUCGCAGCCUUGUCUUCCCUUGGCUCUCCCCUGGAGGUUUGGGAUUACGAGGCCUGAAGCUACUAGGUGCCGAAGGCCAGGGAGACGGAGUGCAGUAUAAGGAAACCACCAUUCCCCGGCCUGGUGUCUACUACAAUCUGUUUGGAUUACCACUGAUCAGUCGGCGAGAUGUUGAGGUGGUAUUGACGAGUCGUGAGCUGGACAGCUUGGCCUUAAACCAAGCCACAGGGCUGCCCACCCUGGCCCUGCCCCGAGGAAUAGCCUGCUUACCCCCUGCCUUGCUCCCUUACCUCGAACAGUUUCGACGUAUCGUGCUCUGGCUGGGAGAUGACCUUCGGUCCUGGGAAGCUGCCAAGUUGUUUGCCCGAAAACUGAAUCCCAAGCGAUGCUCCUUGGUGCGGCCUGGGGACCAGCAGCCCCGUCCCCUGGAGGCCCUGAACCGAGGUUUGAAUCUUUCUCGUAUUCUGCGGACUGCCCUGCCUGCCUGGCACAAGUCUAUCGUGUCUUUCCGGCAGCUUCGGGAGGAGGUGCUAGGGGAACUGUCAAAUGUGGAGCAGGCAGCUGGCAUCCGCUGGAACCGCUUCCCAGACCUCAAUCGUCUCUUGAAGGGACAUCGGAAGGGCGAGCUGACAGUCUUCACGGGUGAGCCCUUGGGAAAUCACUGCUUGGGGUCUGUGUUCAACCCCCCUGCAGGGCCAACAGGCAGUGGAAAGACGACAUUCAUCAGUGAGUAUGCCCUGGAUUUGUGUACCCAGGGGGUAAACACACUGUGGGGUAGCUUUGAGAUCAGCAACGUGAGACUAGCCCGAGUCAUGCUGACACAGUUCGCUGUGGGGCGGCUAGAAGAGCAGUUGGACAAAUACGACGAGUGGGCCGACCGCUUUGAAGACCUGCCUCUCUAUUUCAUGACUUUCCAUGGGCAGCAGAGCAUCAGGACGGUAAUAGACACAAUGCAACAUGCAGUAUACGUUUAUGACAUCUGCCAUGUGGUCAUCGACAAUCUGCAGUUCAUGAUGGGGCAUGAGCAGUUGUCCACAGACAGGAUUGCAGCUCAAGACUACAUCGUUGGGGCCUUUCGAAAGUUUGCAACAGACAAUAGCUGCCAUGUGACACUGGUCAUUCAUCCCCGGAAAGAGGAUGAUGAUAAGGAACUGCAGACAGCAUCAAUUUUUGGCUCAGCCAAAGCAAGCCAGGAAGCAGACAAUGUUCUGAUCCUACAGGACAGGAAGCUGGUAACUGGUCCAGGGAAACGGUAUCUGCAGGUGUCCAAGAACCGCUUUGAUGGAGACGUAGGUGUCUUUCCACUUGAAUUCAACAAGAGCUCUCUUACCUUCUCCAUACCACCCAAGAGCAAGGCGCGGCUCAAGAAGGUCAAGGAUGACAACGGGCUUGUGACCAAGAAGCCGUCCUCUGGCAAAAAAGGGGCUGUGCCCCAGAAUUCUGAGACUUGCUUGGGUCAGUCCCACCACCCCUAUCAGCCAGACGUCUCCAAGCCCUCAAGGUGAAAGCAGUGCAGAGCUGAACACUGAAAUGAGCCUGACAGGAUAGGCUGGGACACAGACUUUCUUAGCCCUCUGCUAAGGCUAUCUCUGUCCUGCAGUCCUAAGCUAAGGAUGCUCUCCAGUCAGAGGAGCCUAACCUAGAGCAGAGUUCCAUACUGAGAGAAUUCAAUUCAGCAAGAGAACUUCUGUGUGCCUGUACUGGGACUACAGCGCUGACAAGACAGAUGAGGACCCUGCUUCCCUAGAACCUGCAGUCUGGUAAAGGAGACAAGAAGAGUAAUAAACACAAAACGUGUUUUUUAGACAGUGAGAUAUACUAUGAAGAAAAAAGUCAUGCGAUAAUGCUUACAGGCUAGUUUAGAUUAAGGUCUAAACAGGUAUCUCUCAGCAGAGGACAUUGGAGCUGGGGUCUAAAGAACUAGGACUGAGCCAUGGGAACAUCUGGAGAAAGAGCAAUCCAAGCAGAGGGAAAAUUAGACACAGAGGCCAUGAGGUGGGAAUGAGUAAAUGGAGUUCAAAGCACUGAGUUCAGGCCCUCUGAACCUGGAAGGGAAUAGAGGACUUGCCAAAACUCCAGUCUAGGUUUCUGGAGCCAAAGGCUGACACGGUGGGUACCAGACUCCUCUGCUGCCCACUCUGGACCCUGCCACGAGGUAGCACUCGCCACCAUUGGAUCCUAGGUGCUUGGCCCUGUAAUAUCAAGGCCCCAGAGGUGGAAGCUGGCCAGAGAGCCAUGAAAGAAAACUGUGAGCUCAGAGUGCCUGCCACCUGGACAAUGAUUCCAUGUUAUGCUGCCUCAAAUGAUUGUAGAGCCUUUUCUAGUUUUACUGAAAAAAAAUUUUUUUCCAUUGCC
Messenger RNA from Canis lupus familiaris (dog), 3612 nucleotides. It is a transcript of the gene TWNK, whose product is annotated as twinkle mtDNA helicase. Gene Ontology annotation, molecular function: ATP binding; 5'-3' DNA helicase activity; single-stranded DNA binding. Gene Ontology annotation, cellular component: mitochondrion. Gene Ontology annotation, biological process: mitochondrial DNA replication. The record is from RefSeq and is a predicted model, not a curated record. The coding region runs from base 657 to 2762 and encodes 701 amino acids. NCBI's taxonomy places the organism in Eukaryota, Metazoa, Chordata, Mammalia, Carnivora, Canidae. The transcript is spliced from 5 exons.